AUGGCGUUACCUCACACCGUGGUUGUCCCUCUCACCUACUCUGACUACACCAGCCGCCGCGUCCUCACCACGGAGUGGCUGGACGGAGAGAAGCUCUCGCAGAGCAAGGCGGAUGACGUCGGUCAGCUGGUCAACGUGGGGGUGAUCUGCUACCUCAAGCAGCUGCUGGACACGGGCUUCUUCCACGCAGACCCACACCCCGGCAACCUGAUUCGCACGCCCGAUGGCCGCCUGGCCAUCCUGGACUUUGGCCUGAUGACAGAGGUGUGCGGCCGGGACCUUUUGAGCCUGUUUAUCACCAACAGAGAUUCGUGA
Molecule: messenger RNA, 315 nt
Organism: Monoraphidium neglectum
Lineage: Eukaryota; Viridiplantae; Chlorophyta; Chlorophyceae; Sphaeropleales; Selenastraceae
Product: putative aarF domain-containing protein kinase
Exons: 4
Coding region: 1-315 (104 amino acids)
Cellular component (GO): chloroplast
Source: RefSeq, a predicted model, not a curated record